AUGGGCUUCACUCUGCACUCCGUCUACUUCACCUUGAAGGUGAGUUUGCUGCUGGGCUCCUUGCUGGGUCUCUGUUUGGGUCUGGAGUUCAUGGGCAUCCCCAACCAGUGGGCCCGCUACCUCCGCUGGGAUGCCAGCACUAGGAGCGAACUCAGCUUCCAGUUCAAGACCAACGUCUCUGCUGGGCUGCUCCUCUACUUUGAUGAUGGUGGUGUCUGUGACUUCCUCUGUCUGUCCCUUGUUGAUGGGCGCAUCCAGCUCCAGUUCAGUGUGGACUGUGCGGAGACUACAGUUAUCACAGACAAGCAGGUCAACGACAGCAACUGGCACUUCCUGAUGGUCAGCCGCAAUCACCUUCGGACGGUGCUAGUGCUGGACGGUGAAGCCAAGCCAGGCGAGGUGCGUCCACAACGCCAGUAUAUGAAUAUCAUCAGUGACCUUUUUGUUGGUGGAGUCCCAUUGGACAUCCGUCCUGCUGCCUUGACCCUUGAUGGUGUUCUGGGUGAGCCUCCGUUUCAAGGAUUUAUCCUGGAUCUGAAAUACGGCAACUCUGAGCCGCAGCUCCUGGGCAGUCAAGGGGUCCGGCUGGAAAUGGAAGGGCUUUGUGCAGAAAAUCCCUGUGAAAAUGGUGGCACUUGCUUCCUUCUAGAUGGCGAGCCACACUGUGACUGCUCAGCCACUGGAUAUGCUGGCAAGCUGUGUUCUGAAGAUGUCAGUCAUAUUCCAGGCCUCUCACACCUGAUGAUGGGUGAACAAGGUAGAAGUAAAGCGCGAGAUGAGAACAUGGCGACUUUCCGUGGUUCCGAAUACCUUUGCUAUGACCUGUCGCAAAACCCCAUCCAGAGCAGCAGCGAUGAGAUCACUCUCUCCUUCAAGACAUGGCAACGCAACGGGCUCAUUCUGCACACUGGCAAGUCAGCUGAUUAUGUCAACCUGGCCCUGAAAGACGGUGCAGUUUCGUUGGUCAUUAACCUGGGGUCUGGGGCCUUCGAGGCCAUUGUGGAGCCGGUCAAUGGCAAGUUCAAUGACAAUGCAUGGCACGACGUUAAGGUGACACGCAACCUGCGGCAGCACUCAGGCAUUGGACACGCUAUGGUAAACAAACUACAUUGUCUGGUGACAAUCUCUGUGGAUGGCAUCCUUACCACCACGGGCUAUACGCAGGAGGACUACACCAUGCUGGGCUCGGAUGACUUCUUUUACGUGGGAGGGAGCCCCAGUACUGCUGAUUUACCUGGCUCUCCAGUAAGCAACAACUUCAUGGGCUGCCUCAAAGAGGUUGUUUAUAAGAAUAACGACAUUCGUCUGGAGCUGUCUCGCUUGGCACGGAUUGGUGAUACUAAGAUGAAGAUCUACGGGGAAGUGAAAUUUGUAUGUGAGAAUGUGGCUACACUGGAUCCCAUCAGCUUUGAGACACCUGAGGCCUAUAUUAGUCUGCCUAAAUGGAAUACCAAAAGGAUGGGCUCCAUCUCAUUUGAUUUCCGAACCACUGAACCCAAUGGACUGAUCCUUUUCACCCAUGGCAAGCCUCAGGAGAGGAAAGAUGCCAGGAGCCAGAAAAAUACAAAGGUAGAUUUCUUUGCAGUUGAGCUUCUAGAUGGGAACCUCUACUUGCUGCUGGACAUGGGCUCUGGGACCAUUAAAGUCAAGGCCACCCAGAAGAAAGCCAAUGAUGGAGAGUGGUAUCAUGUGGAUAUUCAACGAGAUGGAAGAUCAGGUACUAUAUCAGUGAACAGCAGACGCACCCCGUUCACCGCUAGUGGGGAGAGUGAGAUCCUAGAUCUGGAAGGUGACAUGUACCUCGGUGGGCUGCCUGAGAACCGGGCAGGACUCAUCCUUCCCACAGAGCUUUGGACAGCCAUGCUGAACUAUGGCUAUGUCGGCUGUAUUCGAGACUUGUUCAUCGAUGGACGAAGCAAGAACAUCCGGCAGCUGGCAGAGGCACAGAAUGCUGCAGGAGUCAAGUCCUCCUGCUCCCGCCUCAGCACCAAGCAGUGUGACAGCUACCCAUGUAAGAAUAAUGCAGUCUGCAAGGAUGGCUGGAACCGCUUCAUUUGUGACUGCACUGGCACUGGCUAUUGGGGUAGAACAUGUGAGCGAGAGGCCUCUAUCUUGAGCUAUGAUGGCAGCAUGUACAUGAAGAUCAUCAUGCCUAUGGUCAUGCAUACAGAAGCAGAAGACGUGUCCUUCCGUUUCAUGUCCCAGCGCGCUUAUGGGCUGUUGAUGGCAACCACCUCACGGGACUCUGCAGACACUCUGCGCCUGGAGCUGGACGGAGGCCGUGUCAAACUUAUGGUCAAUUUAGACUGUAUCAGGAUAAACUGUAACGCCAGCAAGGGACCUGAAACUCUUUAUGCUGGGCAGAAACUCAAUGACAACGAGUGGCACACUGUCCGGGUAGUUCGGCGAGGAAAGAGCCUCAAGCUGAUGGUGGAUGAUGAUGUUGCUGAGGGCGCAAUGGUUGGUGACCACACCCGCUUGGAGUUCCACAACAUUGAGACAGGGAUCAUGACGGAGAAACGGUACAUCUCUGUCAUCCCCUCCAGCUUCAUUGGCCACCUCCAGAGCCUCAUGUUCAAUGGGAUGCUUUACAUUGACCUGUGCAAGAAUGGUGAUAUUGACUAUUGCGAGCUGAAGGCACGCUUUGGUCUCCGCAACAUUAUAGCUGACCCUGUGACAUUCAAGACCAAGAGCAGCUACCUGAGCUUGGCCACCUUGCAGGCUUAUACAUCCAUGCACCUCUUCUUUCAGUUCAAGACCACCUCAGCUGAUGGUUUCAUCCUCUUUAACAGUGGUGAUGGCAAUGACUUUAUUGCAGUUGAACUAGUCAAGGGGUAUAUACACUAUGUGUUUGACCUUGGAAAUGGACCUAAUGUUAUCAAAGGCAACAGUGAUCGUCCUCUUAAUGACAACCAAUGGCAUAAUGUCGUCAUCACCAGAGAUAACAGUAACACACACAGCCUAAAGGUGGACACUAAGGUGGUCACUCAGGUUAUCAAUGGUGCCAAAAAUCUGGAUCUUAAAGGUGACCUCUACAUUGCUGGCCUAGCUCAAGGCAUGUAUAGCAACCUCCCGAAACUAGUGGCCUCACGUGAUGGAUUUCAGGGCUGUCUAGCAUCUGUGGACUUGAAUGGGCGUCUGCCUGAUCUAAUCAAUGAUGCUCUGCACCGCAGUGGGCAGAUUGAGCGUGGAUGCGAAGGACCGAGCACUACCUGCCAGGAAGAUUCCUGUGCGAAUCAGGGCAUCUGUAAUCAGCAAUGGGAAGGCUUCACCUGUGAUUGCUCCAUGACUUCAUAUUCUGGAAGCCAGUGUAAUGACCCUGGUGCCACGUAUAUAUUUGGGAAGAGUGGAGGUCUCAUCCUGUACACCUGGCCAGCUAAUGACAGACCGAGCACAAGGACAGACCGUCUUGCUGUGGGCUUCAGCACAACAGUGAAGGAUGGCAUUCUUGUUCGGAUUGACAGUGCCCCUGGGCUUGGUGAUUUUCUGCAGCUGCACAUAGAGCAAGGCAAGAUUGGUGUAGUCUUCAAUAUUGGCACAGUGGACAUCUCUAUUAAAGAGGAAAGCACACCUGUAAAUGAUGGCAAAUACCACGUGGUACGCUUUACCAGGAAUGGUGGCAAUGCCACACUUCAGGUUGACAGCUGGCCAGUGAAUGAACACUACCCAACAGGCAACACUGAUAGUGAACGGUUCCAAAUGGUAAAACAGAAAAUCCCCUUCAAAUAUAACCGGCCCGUAGAGGAGUGGCUGCAGGAAAAAGGACGACAGUUAACGAUCUUCAACACCCAGGCGCAAAUAGCCAUAGGAGGGAAGGACAGAGGGCGUCUCUUCCAAGGCCAGCUCUCCGGUCUCUAUUACAAUGGCUUGAAAGUGCUGAACAUGGCAGCGGAGAACAACCCCAACAUUAAAAUCAAUGGAAGUGUCCGACUCGUUGGGGAAGUCCCUUCCAUCUUGGGAACAACACCCACAACCUCCGUGCCACCAGAAAUGUCUACUACAGUCAUGGAAACCACAACUACGAUGGCCACCACUACAACCCGAAAAAAUCGUUCACCACCCAGCAUCCAGACAACGGAUGACAUCGUUUCAUCAGCUGAAUGUUCCAGUGAUGAUGAAGAUUUCAUUGACUGUGAGCCCAGUACAGGUAAGUCAGGAGGUGAAUUAGUUAUCCCUCUACUUGUAGAAGACCCUUUAGAUAUCCCUCCUAUUGCUACUCGUGCACCUUUCAUUACACUUCCCCCUACCUUUCGCCCCCUCCUCACCAUUAUUGAGACCACCAAAGAUUCCCUGUCCAUGACCUCUGAGGCGGGGUUACCUUGCUUGUCGGACCAAGGCAGCGAUGGUUGUGAUGAUGAUGGCUUGGUGAUAUCUGGGUAUGGCUCAGGGGAAACCUUUGACUCUAACCUACCCCCUACUGAUGAUGAAGAUUUUUACACCACCUUCUCCUUGGUAACAGAUAAGAGUCUUUCCACUUCAAUCUUCGAAGGUGGCUACAAAGCACACGCACCCAAGUGGGAAUCCAAGGACUUUAGACCUAACAAAGUCUCCGAAACUGGUAGGACUACUACCACGUCUUUGUCCCCUGAGCUGAUCCGCUCCACAGCUUCGUCCUCGACUGGGAUGGUGCCCAAAUUGCCAGCCGGCAAAAUGAAUAACCGUGAGCUCAAACCCCAGCCUGACAUAGUCUUGCUUCCGUUGCCCACUGCCUAUGAGCUAGACAGCACAAAGCUGAAGAGCCCGCUAAUCACUUCCCCCAUGUUCCGUAAUGUGCCCACAGCAAACCCCACGGAGCCGGGAAUCAGACGGGUUCCGGGGGCCUCAGAGGUGGUCCGCGAGUCGAGCAGCACAACGGGGAUGGUCGUCGGCAUUGUGGCUGCUGCUGCCCUCUGCAUCCUCAUCCUCCUGUACGCCAUGUACAAGUACAGGAACAGGGACGAGGGGUCCUAUCAGGUGGACGAGACGCGGAACUACAUCAGCAACUCAGCCCAGAGCAACGGCACGCUCGUGAAGGAGAAGCAGCAGAGCUCAAAGAGCGGCCACAAGAAACAGAAAAACAAGGACAAAGAGUAUUAUGUGUAAAAAAGAAUACUUAUUUAUAUAUAAAUAUAUAAAUACUUAAUGCGAUUUAACUGAAAUAUCAGAACCAUUGCAGUGAACGAGAUUGGGAGAUAUCGUUUGUGGGAAAAAGUAUUGGGAAAAAAAAAAAUUCAGCAGUGACUGUUAGUGUCUCAGUCAUCGCUUGGAGUCAGCAAACUCUGCCCUAAUGUAUUAUAAAGCACACUUAGCGUUCUGGAGAUGGCGCGCACAGCUCUGCCCUGUUAGUGAACUUGGACGUCUCCAAAUCUCCUCCUCCGCUGAACUUUCUGCAAAGGUAGAAGACUUCAUGGCUUACUUGUUUCGUAUCUCCAAGUGAGUCUUUAACAAUGUUCGUGAUCCCUGACUGUAUCGAUAAUUUUUCAG
This is a messenger RNA of Aptenodytes forsteri (emperor penguin), 5463 nucleotides long. It is a transcript of the gene NRXN3, whose product is annotated as neurexin 3. The record is from RefSeq and is a predicted model, not a curated record. The coding region runs from base 1 to 5082 and encodes 1693 amino acids. The transcript is spliced from 22 exons. Lineage: Eukaryota; Metazoa; Chordata; Aves; Sphenisciformes; Spheniscidae.